GCAGCUUCCUUGACGGAACCCAGCCCACCUGCCCCACCUGCACCCAUCAGGUCAAACACCAACAAGCAACAGCCCGUCUCCUUUUGUCGGGUACUUCCCAUUCUGUGUCCAUUGCCCGACACCGUUUCUCUGGUCAGAGCUGUCUUGUAGUCUCUCUUGCGCGCAAGCUUCUCCCUCCACCUUUCGAUCCAAGACGCGGGUGGCACCAGCCAUAUCAGACGCAGCCUGCGACUUCAGCAGUGGCCGGCAUAGUCGCGGUCCCAUUGGAGCCGUUCCGGUCGCAUCGCCAACGUCAACAAGUUGUUGCUGACUGUGUACUGCCGCGAGGCUGUAUAUCCAACUAUUUGGAGACUGGAAUCGAACAUAUUUCGCGCGCCCGGACACCAGAGCACCAACGGCAUCGAAGUGUGCCACGAGAUCCCAUCAUGCAGUCGACCCAAUACCUCCUUGUUUCUCUACCUCUCCGGAUCUUUGACGAUGACCCACUGGCAACCUUAACCGCAACAGUCGGGCGAGACAAUGGCGAGACGUUGCCGUUUUCGAUACCCUCGUUCAAGAUUGGGACCCUUGAUGCUCUCGUCCAACAUGCAGACGAGCUCGCGAAGCUCAACGCUACUUGCGAAGCCGCCGUGGCCAAGGUGGCAGACUCGCUCAAAGGGAUCCUUGAUGGGGAUGAAGACAAGACCGCACAGCAAAAGAUGGUAAACGAUAAGCCCACGGAUCAUUAUCUACGCAACUUCCAGUGGAAUAGACUCAGGUACCGAGCCGAUCGGCCGCUUGGAGAGUUAAUUGAUAAUCUGCAAAAGGAACUGCAAAACAUCGACAAUGAUGUCAAAGCCAAGUUCAACCAAUACAGCGGAAUCAAAACCACACUUGCGACGUUGCAACGAAAGCAAACAGGGAAUCUAGCAACCAAGUCACUGACGCCGAUUGUCGAUCCAAGCUUGCUGGUGCAGGACUCGGAGUACCUGGAGACGCACCUCAUCGCGGUGCCGACAAAUGCGCGAAAAGAUUUUAUCCGCAGUUACGAGACUCUCGCUCCUAUGGUGGUGCCACGAUCAUCGAUCCAAGUUGCCCAGGACGACGAAUUCACGCUUUUUGCAGUCACGACCUUCAAAAAGACCAGUGCUGAAUUCCUGCAGAAGUGUCGGGAACAGAAGUGGACACCUCGGCAGUACAAGUAUGUCGAGGGAGGCAAGGAAGAGGAACAGCGCGAGCUCGACCGAGUCGCCCGGGAGGAGAAGAAGGUCUGGGGAGAAGCACUGAGGCUUGCCCGGACCGGGUGGAGCGAGACAGUGAUGAUUCUAGCGCACGUUAUGACGUUACGUGUGUUCGUUGAGACCGUUUUGAGAUAUGGCCUGCCGUUGGAGUUUGUUUGCGUGCUUAUCAAGACAACCCCAAAACAUGCAAAGAAGGUGAAGGCAGCGCUGGACUCUGCCUACUCAUACCUUGGCGGGAAUGCUUUUGGGAGGGAUAAGAAGGGACGAGUCACUAAGGACGAUGCAUCGUUGACCUCCGAGAUGGCCGCUGUCGGAUUGGGCACUGAAGGAAGUGAGUAUACGGCAUAUGUGUACUAUGAGAUUGACCUCCCAUAAAAGUGCCCACCCUAAACGGGGGGGAUGCACCGGGAAAACCCCGUAGACAAUGACGUUGAACCGUGGGCCGUCGGGAGGAAAUGGCGUCGAUAUGUUUUCGGUGCUCUGGCGCAAACCCAUUCCCGGCAGGCGGUAGACAGAUUCCGUGCCUUCCCGCCACUACCUCGCAGCUUCCAAGACCA
Molecule: messenger RNA, 1777 nt
Organism: Thermothelomyces thermophilus ATCC 42464
Lineage: Eukaryota; Fungi; Ascomycota; Sordariomycetes; Sordariales; Chaetomiaceae
Exons: 4
Coding region: 426-1595 (389 amino acids)
Biological process (GO): proton transmembrane transport
Cellular component (GO): vacuolar proton-transporting V-type ATPase, V1 domain
Molecular function (GO): proton-transporting ATPase activity, rotational mechanism
Source: RefSeq, a predicted model, not a curated record